UCUCCUGACCCGGGCGGCUUUUUGGAUAUCCUUGGUAGUGGUGGUGGCAAACUUUACAUGUAGACUAGAAUAGAAGUUAAGACACAGACAGUUAUCUAUCGACUCGCGACAAUCCUGUUAAAUGUAUCUUACUCCAGCAAUUUGCACUAAAAUCCAUAGAAAGCUGGUUUUCUUUCUUUAGUCUCCCCUCGCCCGGUCUGAAUAUGGAUUCUAGAUAUAUUUUGGAGCAGCCGUCGGUAAGCGCCGGUGGUGUGGAUUUUAACUGCCGCUCCGUGCUCCGCGACAACCGGGUCUCCACGGUGGAGAAAAACGGUCCCAUGCCGGUGUACACAAACGGGCCCGUCUUUUACAAAUUUGUAAUGGACGGCGGCUCAGUAUCGGAGGUUAAAGGACAGCGAACCUCUCCAAAAAGGGACGGACCUUCUCCGGGUGAUCGAAUAUUGUACGACGUUGAAAAAACUGGCCUGGGGGACCAAAAAGACACUAGUUCCUCUGGGGUCUUGAAGAGGGCCAGCCCUACUCACUGCCCAGGCGCAAAUGGGCAGUUCCCAGGUGGCUUCAUGCACUUGGACAUCAGGAAUCCAGGAAAACAUGCUGAGCUGGCCAACAACUUCAGGGCAGCACAAGGGCGGAUCGUACCACUGACAGAGAGACAACCCCUCCCUUCCUCCCACAUCCCCGUCCCCAGAAACAGGAAGCCCUCAGGUCAUGCUGAUAAGGAGGUGAUGGCUGCCACCGUUUUGACCUCACUAUCCACGUCCCCUUUGGUGCUCAACCCUUCCUCUGCAGCCACAGUCCCAGAGCCAGCCAGCAGGGCUUGGAAAGAGAUGUUGUCAGCUAGCUACAGCAGUUCGACCAGUGGCAACUGGAGCUUGGACACCAGCGACCAAUCAGUGCCCUCCACACCGUCCCCGCCUCUUUCCAGUGAUACCAACAAGAACUUCCUGCUCUCUUCCCAGGGUUAUGAUGUCAGUGAGGAUGUCACAGAGAGCACGCACUUCAUGUUUGAGGACCCCAUACCUCGGAAGCGAAAGAACUCCAUGAAGGUGAUGUUCAAGUGCUUAUGGAAGAACUGUGAAAAGGUCCUCAGCACCUCCUCAGGGAUCCAGCGACACGUCCGCACCGUCCACCUGGGGCGAAACAGCGACUCGGACUACAGCGAUGGAGAGGAGGACUUUUACUACUCGGAGAUCGAGGUCAACAUGGACAGCCUAACAGAGGGCUUGUCCAGCCUCACACCCACCUCACCCACCACGUCUGGCCCUCCGCCCAUCUUCCCUCCACCACUCACCGCUGUCCCUCACUCUGAACACAUCAAUAUGAACGAUUCGCAGAGCCAAGCCCCGACACUGCUCAGUCAGUCAGCUCCCUCCACGCUUUGCCACAUCCGCACUGACCACGCCUACCAGGCCACUGCUCCAGUGAGUAUCCCAGUGGGUCCUGAGCUGGCUGGGUUAGGCAAUGGUAAUGGCACCGGGCCUGGAAUUGGGACAGGGAACGGCAUCAGUGUGUCAUGGCAAUCCCCUCCUGUCAUUUUCAAAGGCGUCCCGGGGCCUGUUGCUCACGUCCGGACAGUUAGCAUCGGUGAAAAGCGGCAGCCCACAGCCAGCACACACACCACUGUUAACAAGAACCAUGCUUUAAUAACGCCGGCACCUAAAUCAACACCAGGAACCAGGAAACCCCGUGGGGAGGCAAAGAAGUGCCGGAAGGUGUACGGCAUGGAGAAGAGAGACAUGUGGUGCACAGCCUGCCGCUGGAAAAAAGCCUGUCAGAGAUUCACUGACUAAUCCAGUCCCCUUCCCGUGUCCGUGAGAUGAGCUCUUUCUCACUCGGAGCAAUGGCUGUAGGUGGACUCUUCCACUGAGGAGAAGAGGGGAGAUUUCUUCACGAUGGAGCUCUCAGUGCUGCUUCUUCCAGCAUUACAGGGGGUUCGCCUUCUUUCGUUUCCUUUCCAAACACAAAGAGAAAAUACAAUUGGUGGGUAAAAACAAACCACAAAAAAUCAGCAAGAAAAAAAAGAACUUUACGCAGGUUCGGAGGCUUUUUCUGAGACUGAAACUCAUGAAUAAGGAAAACAUUUAAAUUGGAACCUUCUGAUUUGAUUUUUUGUUUUUCUCUUGCCAUUUUUCACAGCCUCAACUGAAGGCAAUGUUUAAAGACUACAGAUACGCUUUUUGGUAUACUCUGUCAUUUAUUAUAGGAGCAUCAAGUAGUCUACUGUUUAUGGGGUGGAUCAUGACUUUUUGGAGGUUCAAGGGUUAACACCAGAUUUGCUCGGUAAGACCUUUGUAGCAUAUCCAUUUUUCACUGUCACUGUUAAAGUGACCUUAAACCUACCAAAGGCCAAAAGCCUCUUCACUUACAACCAACAAUUUAGGUGUAAGCUAAAUCCUGAAUCUAGCAUCACGGUCUUCUUCAGCCUUACUUGAUAUCGACUUUAUGUUGAAGUACAUAUUGUUCAACAUCUACUACCUGUUCAUUAAGCAACUUCUGUACAGCCAGCUGUACUUCUUGUAAUUUUGCAAAGAUGCACAAAACCCUCACACACAAGUGGUACAGAAGGUUUACCCUUGACUUUCCAAAAUAUUUUUGAGAGAUGUACACAAAAUAUGAAAUAUCUCUUCUUCUCUAUGCUUGUACCCAAGUUAUAUGCACCUUGAAGAUUUAAGAGUAUCAGAGUAUCAAUGAAACCACAGUGUAUGCCUGAAAGAGUAGAUAUCUAUUUCCUAUAUAGAGUUUAUUUUCAGCAAUGACUUGCUGAAGCAAUUAGCAGUUGCACUGUGCAAUCAGCAGGAUUACAGCGCUUAAUAUUGUCUUGCUUUGUGGUUGUCAUUGUCACCAUAAUUAAGGUGAGUUGAAGCAGAAAGGCAAUUUUCUUUUCCUUUGACAGCUGAUGUUCUUAAUGAGAUUGUUUACCACGAUGAAUGAUACAGUGUAUGAAUGAUAGUUGCCCUUUGAAACUUUAACUUAAAGUCUGACUGAUGUAACUUGUGUAUGUAGGGAAAUAACAUAGAGAUUGUAACCCAGCAGUCACUACCUGAUAAUAAGUCAGACAUUUGAAUUCAUUUCUUAGUUUUAAUUGGAGAAGUUACCCAAUAUUUAGUCUUUGUUAUAUCUAUCACUAACCAACAUUGCAACAUUUGUAGACAUUUCAUAGGAACCCUUUAGUUGUUUAACCCUAGAACCCCUAGAAUGGUCUGAAAAGAAUAAAAAGUAAGAAUCAAGUCAGUGCUGAGCAGCAGUGUAGGUAUUCAACUGUAUACUGAUUGAUACAGAAGUGGAGCAACAGUUUAAACAUGUUUCACCAAAGUGAAAGUAAAGAUUUUUAAGUUUAGAAUGGUCCUGUAAUACAAAAUGUCAGUCCUGCUUUCCCAAGCCUAGAUGAAAUAUAGGUGGUAGACUUUUAGACCGUUGUAAUGUUUGGAUAUAUCCCCUUCACCUGUAUUAAAAAAAAAAGAAGAAAAAUCUAUGAAAAUAGCACCCUUUCAUUUUAAAGCCUUUUAUUUAAACUAGUUUGGCAAUUCUAUAUUAUUAUCUAAGAUACACAAUGAUGAAAGAAAAAAUGGCAGUGGUAACCUUACAUUAGCAUUUAAAGGAGCAGUUUUUUUAGGAUUUAGGGGGAUCUAUUAGCAGAAAUGAAGGGGUAUUCAGUUGGUUACAAUCUGCAACCUCACUGCUAGAUGCCACUAACUCCUACGCACUGCUCCUUUUUAGAGAAACUUGGAUUUUUUUUUUUAUAUUUUGAAAAGACACUCCUGUAACACAGGAGUGUUCAUACUAAAGACAAAUACAAGUCAACUAGUUAUUCUUUGAAGGUUACCAGCCUAAAACUGUACCCCUGCAGGGUGAAGUAUAUUUUCAGUAAUGCUCUCUUAUUGGUGAUAAAAAUUAUAAAGGAAAAUACAUAACUACACAUCAGUAGUUCUAGUUAACAACAUUUUUAAGUAAUUCCUAAAUUCAGAGAUCCCCAGAAAAUUAUUCGUAUCAUCAGUAACAUAUAGUCAUUAACUUUCUCUAAGUCGACUUAGUAAAUGAUAAUGAUAAAAGACAAUAAUGAUCUUUUCAAGAUGAUAACUUCUCACGCUUCCCAUGGACUAUAGUCAAGUCAAUUUAUUUAUUUAGCUCAAAAUCUCAAUUUUGCCUCACAGGGCUUAUCAACCUGUGACACCCUCUAUCCUAAGAAAGAAAACUCUAACAGGUAUUUUUCUGUUCUGCUCUUGUGACAGUAGAUGUUCAGUUUGGAAGAGAUUCCCUCUUGUGCUGUUAGCAGCUUUUUGAAUGUAGAUUCUGCUGUGUGUCGUCUACUCUCUAAGCGCUCCUGACACUGACCUGACCACCAUAGCAACCUAUGACACAUGCACAAACACAGUGCCUGUCCUCUCCUACAUGAGCAUAUAUCCUUGACUGAGGUACAGUACGACUUCAGACCUCUGUCGCCAUAGAAACACCUUGUGCUUUCCCCUGUCGCCACCAGGUCACUGUUAAUUGGUGGCUUGAAGUCAAACAUAUUAAGCACACUUGUUAGCUGUAAUAGUGGUAAAACAAUAUCACAGUCAUUUCCCAUUAUUAAACCACCUUUUUGUUUUGAAAAUGAAUGAUCCUGCCUGUAAACCGUUUAUUCCACUGGCAUCCCAGAUAAGCUUCCGGUCGCUUCCGGGCAAAAAUUUCACAAAGUGCCAAUGAAAAGAACAUAAAAAGGAAAAAGGUAUACUGACCUAAUGAAAUUGCACUACGUUGCACUGCGCAAAUGCGUGAUGUUUUUAUACAUGGACAUUUUAUAUACACACAUUUUGAAGUAAAAGGAUUUUCUUAUUUUCCGAGAGGGUGGGAGUGAUAUCAUCACUGCCCGAUAGAAUAAAUGGGGUGUCAGGGAUAGGGGGUUCUGUACCUCUAGGGUCCCCCAUUAAUAGCCUGUCUUGCUCUCUUGUCAGAUUGAUUGUACUAAACAUACUGUCUGUUUUUAGAAGUGUGGUACUGGGAAGUACAGUGUGGUACUUAGGUAGUCAGUCACUUUGCCUUUUCUUUGGAGGAGUGCCAAGGGCCGAAAGCAGCACCUGCCUUGUCUCAGUGAUGGGAUAACACCAGUCUCAGUCUGUGGCUUCACAUUAAUGUCUUGAUAACCGAUGCUUUUACAGUGCUUUAUUGCCUGGAGUUAUCCAUAAAGCCCAUCUUUGUGCUUCCUUUCUUCUUUACAUUUUACUGAGCUGAGGUAGUAACUAUGUAGAUACUGUUAUUAGUGCUGGAUACCACUUUUAAUUCUGUUAUCUCUGGUGUGGUCGUUCAUUGAGUGUCAAAUGCACCCCAUCAGGUCUCUCUCCAUCCUAAGCACUUUCAGAUUCCACCAGCAGGGUUACAGGCAGAUGCUUUUGCUGGUACUAAAUGGGAGUGUUAGCAGGUGUUAAGCUAACAGGUUCCUGUGGUUGCCGCUAUUCCGCCUUAUUUUUUAUUUUAUUUUCUUGAGUUGCACUAAACUGGCCUGUGAAGAUCAAGGCUCAAGUCGUAUCAGUAAGCGCUCGGCUUGUGUCAUUAUGGCCAGAAAGAACUGUGGGUACAAAGUUGCUCUUGUGGACUUUUUGCAAAAAUGCAUUACAACUUUCACCUAUAAAAUGGGAGAUGGAGAUUGACGGUGACUGUUAAUGAGUGUACAGGGGAAGAGAGCAGACACGCAGUGGCGAUAUAAAGAUGGAUUUGCCGUUUCAGGGCUUUCUUGUACAUAAUGCAACAUAAAAAGAACCAUGAGGCUUUUUCAUAUAUUGUUGUUUUCGUUGUUGUUUUUCUUGUUAUAUGAAAAGUUAACUUUUUUCUUUUUUUUACAGUAUAGUUGCUCAGACUAUUUUCUUUCAGACAUUUUUUCGUCGAUUUGAGAAGCUAUACUGAACAUAACACGUAAAAGAUUCUAUGUAUAUUGUAGCUUGGAGGCAAAGGGGAGAAAAAAAAACCUGUUGAAUGUAAAACUUAUAAAAACAAGUCUUUUUGUUGUUAUAAUUGCUGGCUAGUUCGUACUGCCUGUAGUGAACCUGUAGCGCGUCUUGAUUUUGGUAUCCACGUUUUAACACCCACAGCUGUCGCCACACUGCUAUGUCAUGACUAGCAACUAUGCAGUAUUGCUUUACUAUCUUACUUUGUGCAAUGAGAUGCUUUUAUAAUGGAACAAGAACUAACUUGAGCUUUUUGGUGACAUCUGGGCUACUUACUCACACGCUUUCUGUUCCUAUUUUGUCUUUCUCCCUGCCAAAUAGAAAUGUUUCUGAAUAUGUGUGGUUAUCAUGGUGGUGGAUGUUGUUUGUGGUUGUGACGUGAAGUUGAUGUUAGGCAGGAUAACCUUCAAACGUUAACCUUGUGGGAAUCUUUAUCCUGCCCUGCACAUUCCAACCAACAGCACGCUUUUAGUGUCUUCCACUUGUUUCCUACUAGACAUAUCCUUCCCAUUUCCUUUUCACUACAGUGAUUCUUCUCUGAUCACCUUGUCCUUUUUACCAUUUCCUGUUCUUGUCCUAUCCAUCUUUACUGUGGUCCCACCCAAGCCUUUACCCAGUAUAUUAAGCUAAACUAAACCCUUGAAAUGUGCAUCAAAUAAAGCCUUCAUUUUAUAUUUCCUAUGUUUGUCAAAAUGUAUGUGCCGUUUUCUUGAAUGUCAGUUUUCGUUUGUGCGUAAACCAGCAGCAGCAAAGCCAAUAGAUCUCUUUCCAAAUCAAAUGUAAUGUAUUACAUUGCAAUGGCAGCUCCUCUCAAUUCUCUGCUUCUUCUACUGUGGGGUUAUUGUUUGUCUGGGCUUUUACCCCUCUGUUUGUCAGAUCUCUCAUUCGAUUACCUUUUUUUUCUCCAGUUAUGUUUUUACAGAGCCUUACACUGGCUGGUGUGAAAACUGACUUUUGCUUUUUUUUGUUUUCUCAUUGAUUGAUUGAUUGAUUGAUUGAUUGAUUGAUUUUUCUGGUUGAGUUUGAGGUUGUAUUGCAUGUCUAGCAUUGCUCAUUUUUUUGUUCUUUUUUUUUGUUAGCAGAUACAACACUGAAGGGUUUUAUGUGUCAGAUUUCCCCUUUCAGUAACUGAUAGCCCAAGGCUGAUGUAGUUUGUUUUCCUCUAAAUGUAAAAAUGCUCAUUGCAGCCUGACAAACACAAACACAAAGCUAAAAGAGCUUUUGAGGGAAAUGUAACGCCAGCCUCGGGUCUUCACUGGAGGGCAAGAUUUCUCCUGUGUGUGGGCUCGGCCUCUGGUCUUCAUCAGCAGUCCCACGCACACGGAGGAAGCACUUUCUGAGGAGUGGUGCACUCAAAGAGUAUUUGUGUGAAUGUCAAGCCUAUGACUAGUGCUUGAAAAGAUGGAUGACCAUGUAUGAUGCUGAUAAUGUGAUCUAUGUGAUGUAAUGUGACAGAAAGAAAAUAAACCUGAAUGGAAGAA
Messenger RNA from Perca flavescens (yellow perch), 7402 nucleotides. RefSeq names its product SLC2A4 regulator (gene slc2a4rg). Gene Ontology annotation, biological process: regulation of transcription by RNA polymerase II. Gene Ontology annotation, molecular function: DNA-binding transcription factor activity; RNA polymerase II cis-regulatory region sequence-specific DNA binding. The record is from RefSeq and is a predicted model, not a curated record. NCBI's taxonomy places the organism in Eukaryota, Metazoa, Chordata, Actinopteri, Perciformes, Percidae. Gene Ontology annotation, cellular component: nucleus.